Molecule: messenger RNA, 2909 nt
Organism: Mytilinidion resinicola
Lineage: Eukaryota; Fungi; Ascomycota; Dothideomycetes; Mytilinidiales; Mytilinidiaceae
Exons: 5
Coding region: 1-2559 (852 amino acids)
Biological process (GO): proteolysis
Molecular function (GO): serine-type peptidase activity
Source: RefSeq, a predicted model, not a curated record
AUGGCUGUAAUUCGAUCACAUCACGCUUUCUUGCCAGGAACACCAGGACCACCAGGACUGCCUCAUCUCUCCCGCCAGGGUAGCAUUAGCUUGGCAGGACGUGGAACAUCGAGCCCCCAAAGGCGUCAGCGAAAAAGUGCUAUAGCGCGCCUACGGAAGCAAGCAUUACUCCACUCCGUAAAGACUCGUCCGAUGCCGCGGGCCGCCCCCAUUUGGUGCCGUAAUAUCAUUGGACUACGAAAGACUCAUGCGAAAAGCGUGCAUAGGACAUCUGCAGCUCUAUUUUUGGCGCUCUUCCCUGAGCAGUACUGUGCGCGCACAACCCUAUUAGCAGCCGCCUUUGGUGGCCUUGGAGUGUCAUAUGCCCAAACGCCCACUGCAUACCCUCCCUCGAAUACAACUACCCCAACUCCCGUCGGAAACCUGGCUCCAUGCGCCCAAGUCAGCGUCUUCCUUAGCAAACUCCCUGACGGCCAUACGCCACUCAUUCCAGCCGAAGUCGCAUACGCAUGUCUCAGUACAGUCCCUGUAGAUGUCCAGGGGAACCAACUGUUGAUUGAACAGUUGAAAGUCUUCCUCCAAUGGAACAGCAAUACAGCAUACCUGAAGAACCCCCCGAGGCAGUUCGGAUACAAGGAGAAAGCAGUGGAUAUCAUGGGUGGCCUUGAUAUCAUUUCUCGCGGCAUCAAGAAUGGGCUCUACAUGAGUGAAUACGCCGCGCAGAUUGCCAUCGGAAACCUGCUUAACAGAGGUUACGACAAUCAUCUUUACUAUUCAGCCGAUAUUGGCGACAUCUUCAUUUUUGAACGCCCGAUUGGUCUAGUAUCUGUUUCCACCGACGGGGUUGCGCUUCCAGAACUUUACGUUUACGAUGACCUUAACGCCACUGCCAAUGGAGCAACUUUCACACCCUCUGUGGUUAAGACCAUCGACGACGUAGAUGCCAGCACCUGGCUCGGUUUGCAAGCAGAGGCCCAGGCAUUCCACGACGCAGACGCUCGUUACAAUACCCUGUUCCCGCAACAAGCGAGCGGGUCCAUAUCGGGUUUGAAUUUGGGGGGCUUUAAAGUUCCCACAACUUACGUCGGACCAACCACAAAUAUCACGUUUGCGAAUGGCACUACAUUGGGUCUCGAAAACCUAGCAGUCAUUAACGCAGCUUCGUUCGAAGGAGUUGAUAGCGGGGAGACUUUCUUCUCUCGGUUCUGUACAGGACCAAAAGCACCAGAACCAACACCGACCCCCAGCGGAACUCCGGAGGCUCCCUCUUCAACUCCAGCACCCCCCACCCCGACUCCUACCAAUUAUCCCGAGCCUGUUGUGUACGAUGCGGUUGGGUUGACCAUCGGAGGAUACUACCUCGAUGGCGCUGGCUAUGAAGAUGUAGCUGUGCUUAGUAUCCCAUCGUUCGAGUCAAAACUUGGUGUGGGAACCUUCCAGAACGUCACUCGAGACUUCCUUGCCGAUGCCAAAUCAAAAGGGAAGAGCAAGCUCGUCGUCGAUUUGCGUCAAAAUGGUGGUGGCUUGGUUUACGCUGGGUUCGAAGUAUUCAAACAACUAUUCCCCACGAUCGAACCCUAUGGUGCUAGUCGGUUCCGGGCUCAAGACGCGUGGCAUAUAAUUGGCGAAGGAGUCACGAUAUACAGGGAAAACGUGACGCUGCAACAGGCUCUUAACGAAACGAACUCAACUCUUUUCAAUUAUGCCGCAACUGGCAUGCUGAGCGAUUUCGACUACACCCAAAAUCUGGAUAUCAACAACAAGAAUUUCACGUCGUUUAAUGAGUUCUACGGGCCACACACUGUUUACAAUGAUCAAUUCACCACAACCCGCAGACCCAAUUUCGACAUUCAAAACGUUGGCGUCACCCUCACCGGCACCGGCGACCUCUCAAAUGUCACAGCGCAACCCUUCACCGCCGAUAACAUCGUUAUCCUGCAAGAUGGCCAAUGCUCUUCCACUUGCAGCAUCUUCUCACUUCUGAUGAGCUCACAAGGUCACGUGGAGAGUAUCGCCAUCGGUGGGCUUCCCGUAGCCGCGCCCAUGCAAGCUGUGUCUGGCACGAAGGGCUCGCGUGUCCUUGAGUUCUAUACUAUCAACGACUUUGCGCUGAAAUUCAUGGAGAUUGUCACCUCGCUCCAUGAGGAAACCGCCGCAAAGCUCAAUGCAACCGUCAUCGGCACACUCGCAUACCCGAGCCAAUUAGCACAGCGUCUCGCCUACCGAAGUGGCAAGCCUGUCGGAUCUAUCAACGCAGAGGACACCCUGCUCAAGAAUGACACGACCGAAACGCCGUCGGAGUUCCACUAUGAGGCUGCGGAUUGCAAGAUAUUCUACACCGCGAAACAGAUCCUGGAUGUCACGGAAGUGUGGAAGACUGUCGCGGACACGAAGUGGGGUAACAAGAAGUGCGUUGCUAACUCUACUGGCGAUCCUACGAGCGAGUCCGUGGUGUACAACAGCACCACCCCGGAGACUACUAACAACAACGCCGCUGUGAGGGGCGCCAGCGUGUCUAUGUUUGCGGCUGUUGGUGUGGUAUUGGCGCUCUUCUUGUAGAGUUUUUGACGCCGUCGGUGGAGGCUCUUCCAUUCUUUGUAUGAACUCGUAGGGAUGCAUGAUUCGGCGUUACUCCUAAAUGCCAUGACUUCUUUUUGCAUGUUCCAGUCCUUUUGAGCGGUCCUUGUGAAAAUAUGCGGGAAAACAGGGUCUCAUUGACUCUUUUCUUUCCUCUUUUUAUGUCCCCUCUGCAUGAUACAUGUAUGAUUGCUGCACUUCUCCUUCACGAGAACAUCCCUAUUUCUUUGCACCUAAUAUCUGGUUAGAAUACCGUGUCACUCAAAAAUUGACAAAGCCUUGUAGUAAUUUACGGUCAUCUCUCGUAAGACUUCUAAGAGCUCCUGGCAACU